AGGACGUAUUACACAGGCUCCUGAAGUGAAAGUCGAAAACGCCGUCGUUUCUUCGUCGCCGUCUUCUUCUUCGUCUCAAGCUCUCUCUCUCUGUCUAAUUAAUUGCGUUCGGCUUCGACCUCCCUCAGGAGCUACAUCUGAUUCCGGCCAUCUCUCAGCUUCAGAAGACAAAGGAACAGAACAAGUGGAAGAUGUUUCAGUCCUUUGCUUUGUGAUUAUAUACAAAGAUGACAACAAUCGAAACCGAUCAGAAAACUCAAAAGUCUUCUCCUUGCGGUUCUGCUGCUAUUGCUACCCCUAAGCAGCCAUCAGCAUCGUUUAAAAGGUGGGGAAGGAGACACCCAUUUGUAAGAUAUGGACUUCCAAUGAUAUCUCUCACUGUAUUUGGAGCCCUCGGACUCGGCCAACUCCUUCAAGGCAGUAAGGACAUCGCAAAGGUAAAAGAUGACCAAGAAUGGGAGAUUAUAGAGACAAGAAAGGCGCUUUCGAGGACAGGACCUGUUGAUGCUUAUAAACCUAAAAACACAUCCAUCGAAGAUGAGCUCAAGGCUAUGCAAGAGAAGGUGGACAUUAACGCGUAUGAGUACAAGAAAAUUCCAAAGCUAAACGAAAGCCAGUCGGAUUAAGUGAAGUCAGAAUUUGUAUCAGAAACUUUUCCUUCGUAGAUGUGUUUCAGUUCUAAAUGACUCUUCACCUAAGCGUCCAAGUAAGAAAAACAAAGAGGGGUAGAGAGGACCAUUUUUUUCAUUGAACCGUAAUGAGCCGGUUUAAAAAGUCCAGUUGUUGAUAAUAACACCACUUGACUAAAACACAUACUGUAAGUUCUUUCAUAAAGUUAGUGGUUGGUAACUUGGUAAUCAAUAAUCAUGACUCUUAUUUCGAAUUCAA
Molecule: messenger RNA, 888 nt
Organism: Camelina sativa (false flax)
Lineage: Eukaryota; Viridiplantae; Streptophyta; Magnoliopsida; Brassicales; Brassicaceae
Cellular component (GO): mitochondrial membrane
Source: RefSeq, a predicted model, not a curated record